Messenger RNA from Humulus lupulus (European hop), 2396 nucleotides. RefSeq lists its product as uncharacterized. Gene Ontology annotation, biological process: rRNA methylation. The coding region runs from base 460 to 2238 and encodes 592 amino acids. Gene Ontology annotation, molecular function: RNA binding; RNA methyltransferase activity. Gene Ontology annotation, cellular component: chloroplast. The record is from RefSeq and is a predicted model, not a curated record. NCBI's taxonomy places the organism in Eukaryota, Viridiplantae, Streptophyta, Magnoliopsida, Rosales, Cannabaceae. The transcript has 3 exons.
AAUACUAAGUAAAUGUAACAGUUUCUCACCCUAAAGUUACAGCCUCAGCCACCAUUUCCCUCACCCUCACCCCCAGCCUCAGCCUCACUCUCGUUCAGCCCCAGCAGCCCCUUCUCUCUCGUGCAAGGUUCAUUCGCCGGAGGUCUUCUCUCUCUCUCCCUCGUCUUCUUUCUUUCAAAGGGUUCGUCCGUGGUGCUCCUCAGUCCCCUCCCCUCGCGGUGGUUCUCUUCUCUCCUCAGCCCGGACGUCAUCAAUCAGAGGAUUUACUUAGCCUGGGAGAUUGAGCGGCUGGAGCAGACACAAUGUCUGGUAUGGAUGCUAUUGAUUCGGUUACUAUUCUACCUCACCGGAGCAUUUUGAGUCCUCUUGCGGUUUUUGUCCAGAUCCAGGUUGUUUAAUUCUUUCUCUCUGAAGCUUUUUUAAGCUCUUAGAUCGUCUCUGAGAAUAAAACUAUACAAGAUGUAUACUAAUUUAGCUAAGACCCCUGCAUUUCCAUUGGCUAUGAGGACUUCUUCACAAACCAGUUGCUUUAAACUAUUCUCCACGCCAAAGCCCCAAAGUUUACCAACUGGGUCUCGUCCAAAACCUCGGCAAAGAUCUGAUUCGGUCAUUUUCACUAUUUCGCCAUCUGGGUCUGGUUGCAGAACAAAAAAUAUGAAUUUUUCUACUUAUUCCUGCCCUAAUGUAGCAAAAUCAAAGGAUAUUCCUGGUGGGCUUUGGCUUAAAACUGUUACUGGACAUUCUGUUUUGAUGAAAGGGAGAAGUUUUUCAAAUUCAUCAGCUCAGAAAUUUAAUGAGCGGAGUAGUUUUCCAAGAGCUGGAAAGAAACUCCCUUGGCUAUCCUCGAACAAUGGUAAUAGAGGGAAUAUAGUGAAUGAAACGCCUGCAAAGACUAGUAGUUCUUCUUGGGAGGUAUCUGCCAGGAAGUUAGAUAAUAGUAGCAGUAAGUCUUCUUGGGAGGAAUCGGCAAGCAGAUUUGAGAAGAGGAGUAGUGAGUCUUCUUCGGACGAAUUUGGAAAGAAAAGGGCUGCUUCUCUGGUGGGGAGCAGAGAAAGUAGGAACAGAGAGGUAGACGUGGUUGAGGAUGAUCAAAGAGAACACAGUUCUAGGGACAUAUGGUAUAAAAAAAAUGUAGGACAAGUAACGGAAGAAGCUGAGGCUGUUGAUGAUUCGAGAUGGAAUAAUAUUAAAACUAGGUACAGGGGAGUGGUGGAUGUAAAUGAUGGAUAUGAGAAACCUGAGUUUCGAAGAUGGAAUAAGCAGGAGGAUUGGGGUAGAAAGACAUGGAAAGAGGCUUCUGAAUCAUCUGUGCCUAAGAUGGUUGGUGAAGGUAUUUAUGGGGUUGGUCCAGUUCUGGCCGCUUUGUCAGCUGGAAGAAGAGAAUUUUUUGCACUACACAUCCAGGACGGAUUGGAUUUGAGUAGUAAUAAUAGAAAGAAGAAGGACAAGAAAGGGUUUGAAAAAGUGUUGAAGAUGGCUGAAAAAAUUGGGUUAACCAUAAAUAAAGUGUCCAAGCAUGAUCUCAACAUGGUGGUAGAUAAUAGACCUCACCAGGGUUUGGUGCUUGAUGCUUCUCCAUUGGAGAUGGUUAAGAUAAAAGAACUGGAACCCAUAUCGGUUGAGGAAGAGAAGAAUUCUCUCUGGAUAGCUUUGGAUGAGGUCACAGAUCCUCAGAAUUUGGGGGCAAUCAUCAGGUCUUCUUACUUCUUCGGAGCUUCAGGGGUGAUCUUAUGCGCAAAGAAUUCAGCCCCUUUGAGUGGUGUUGUGAGUAAAGCAAGUGCAGGCUCAGUCGAACUGAUGGAACUAAGAUAUUGCAAAAACAUGAUGCAGUUCUUAACAUCCUCUGCCGAAAAUGGUUGGCGAGUUCUUGGCGGUUCUGUCUCUUCCAAAGCUAUUCCCUUGAAUGAUGUCGUGCCAGGUGAACCAACAAUCCUAGUUUUGGGUAGUGAGGGUACUGGACUGAGGCCAUUAGUGGAAAGGUCAUGCACUCAGCUAGUCAAAAUUCCUUCAAAUGUUCCUGUCAACUUAAUCCCGGGUCAAGAAGAACAUAUCGAAACAGCAGAUAAUAGUUAUGGGGGCUCUGCUGCUGUUGCUGCUGCUGAUUUUCAGUCAUUUUUGGCCGUGGAAAGCUUGAAUGUUAGUGUUGCUGCCGGUGUCCUUAUUCAUCACUUGAUUGGAAAUGAGUAUUAUAAGAAUGAUUCCACCAUUGUUGAUCAGCAAACGAACACACUUGACUGAGAUCCAGGCGAGCCCAUGCAUUACAUUGUUUUUUGCCUUAGUUUUUAUUCAGUGUUUAUAGUUGUUGACGCUGUUUUUUGUCAACUUAAAAUGUAGAACACGUAAACCGUAAGGAAUUAUGACCAGAAAAAAUACAGUAAAACAAAGAGAAUUUUUUA